This is a messenger RNA of Pteropus alecto (black flying fox), 1960 nucleotides long. RefSeq names its product calcium voltage-gated channel auxiliary subunit gamma 3 (gene CACNG3). Gene Ontology annotation, cellular component: postsynaptic density membrane; AMPA glutamate receptor complex. NCBI's taxonomy places the organism in Eukaryota, Metazoa, Chordata, Mammalia, Chiroptera, Pteropodidae. The transcript has 4 exons. Bases 617 to 1564 code for a protein of 315 amino acids. Gene Ontology annotation, biological process: regulation of AMPA receptor activity; positive regulation of synaptic transmission, glutamatergic; neurotransmitter receptor internalization. Gene Ontology annotation, molecular function: voltage-gated calcium channel activity; channel regulator activity. The record is from RefSeq and is a predicted model, not a curated record.
GCCGGCCCCCGCCCGGGACUGUCUUUUCUCCAGUUUGCGCGGGGGUGUCGGGAGCAGGCGGAGAGCUUUCCUGGGAGGCUGGGGAAGCAGCGAACACUCUUCUCAGCGACUCGCCUCCCAGCAGAGCUAUUUUUUGCCAUCCGCCCUCACCCCCAGCACACGCGCUCGCACACACACGCACGCACGCACACACACACACACACAGACACAGACCUCUCUGGAUUUCUUUGCGUUGAGUCUCCCGGGGCUGUGAGGAGCCAGGCGCAUCUCACGCCGAGCUGGUGGCUCCAGGCUCCGAAGCCAUGCCCUGCACAGACCCUCAUCCUUACCAAGCUCCUGAGGAAUGAAAGGGUCCCAGGGACCCUCAGAAGGCAGCAGUGAUGCGGACCAGCCCCCUGGAGCCUGCACCCUACCGAGGGCCAUAGGCGACCCGGAGAACUGGAGAGACCUCCAGCCAGGAAAUCCCAGCUUUCCCAAAGUCCCUGUGGAUGCCGACAAAAGGGGACCCGAAUCUUUGGAGGAGCCUGUCCUAGGUUACCCAGCUGCUGAGUGAUUUUUCCCACUGGCAUUGAACCUCCCCUCCAACCCCCAGCCGUCUAGAGUACCAUGAAGAAUUAUGAGGAUGUGUGACAGGGGUGUCCAGAUGUUGAUCACCACUGUGGGGGCCUUCGCAGCUUUUAGCUUGAUGACCAUUGCAGUGGGCACGGACUACUGGUUAUAUUCCAGAGGUGUGUGCAGGACUAAAUCUACAGGUGAUAAUGAAACCAGCAGGAAGAAUGAAGAAGUCAUGACCCACUCGGGGCUGUGGAGGACCUGCUGCCUAGAAGGGACUUUCCGAGGGGUGUGCAAGAAAAUCGAUCACUUCCCAGAGGAUGCCGACUACGAGCAGGACACGGCCGAGUAUCUCCUCCGGGCGGUGAGGGCCUCCAGCAUCUUCCCCAUCCUCAGCGUCACGCUGCUGUUCUUCGGCGGGCUCUGCGUGGCCGCCAGCGAGCUCCACCGCAGCAGGCACAACGUCAUCCUCAGCGCAGGCAUCUUUUUCGUCUCCGCAGGGCUCAGCAACAUCAUCGGCAUCAUAGUCUACAUCUCGGCCAACGCCGGGGACCCCGGGCAGCGCGACUCCAAGAAGAGCUACUCGUACGGCUGGUCCUUCUACUUCGGCGCCUUCUCCUUCAUCAUCGCGGAGAUUGUCGGCGUGGUGGCCGUGCACAUCUACAUCGAGAAGCACCAGCAGCUGCGCGCCAGGUCCCACUCGGAGCUCCUGAAGAAAUCGACUUUCGCCCGCCUCCCCCCCUACAGGUACAGAUUCCGGCGGCGGUCAAGUUCACGCUCCACGGAGCCCAGGUCCCGGGACCUGUCCCCGGUCAGCAAAGGCUUCCACGCCAUCCCCUCCACCGACAUCUCAAUGUUCACGCUGUCCCGGGACCCCUCGAAGAUCACCAUGGGGACCCUCCUCAACUCUGAGCGGGACCACACUUUCCUACAGUUCCACAACUCCACGCCCAAGGAGCUCAAGGAGUCCCUGCACAACGACCCGGCCAACAGGCGCACGACGCCCGUCUGAGCGCCCUCGCCCCCACCCCCACUCGCCGCCUGGCGGGGGCGCACAGGCGUGUCUCUGAGGUUGCAUGGCAUGGUCCUCGUGAUGGUAUCACUUUUCACAAAGAAUGAAACCAAACGGACUCCGCCCGAUCCCACACCCCGUCCUGCGCCCUCCAGGCCCUGACCCCUCCGUCCCUCCCAACUUAGAGCCGAGCCCGGGCCACCCUCCCCUCUCCGCGUCUCUGUGGCAGGUGUCCCCCCCCCCUUUGCUGGAAGGACCUCCACGUUCUUCUCUCCUUAGAAGAGGACUCGACCCAAGGUCACGGGUGGCGGCUCAUGGGCGGGUCCCCGACCCCCCAGGCGCGUACUCGGCUGUCCCCGUUGUCCACUCACACAAAACCCUCGGGGCGCCAACCUC